Molecule: messenger RNA, 2138 nt
Organism: Cyclopterus lumpus (lumpfish)
Lineage: Eukaryota; Metazoa; Chordata; Actinopteri; Perciformes; Cyclopteridae
Gene: mkrn1
Product: makorin, ring finger protein, 1
Exons: 8
Coding region: 323-1618 (431 amino acids)
Biological process (GO): protein polyubiquitination
Molecular function (GO): ubiquitin protein ligase activity; metal ion binding
Source: RefSeq, a predicted model, not a curated record
AGAUGAAAUUGAUAGUGUAACCAAACAAUGUUGAGAAAUUCUUUUGUUUAAAUUUUCCAAAUCAGGGAAGGCCUACUAUCGACAAACAACAGUAGAAUAUAUUGUAAGUCAAUUGUGACUGUAAACAAAAGUAGCGUGUGGUUGUUGAUGUUGUGUUUGUUGUGUUUGUUGUGUUUGUUGUCAGAAUGAGUGGGACACUGUGGACGGUAUCUGGCGCGAGGUGUUCGGUAAAUUCCGACUCGAACCGUACAUAUGCGAAAGAAGCCGAGCUGGACCGGAGCUUUCCGGAACAUCCGGCUGUAGCUUCUCAACAUAAACAGCAAUGGCGGAGGCAGCAGCAGCGUCUACGGCGGCUUCGCCAGUAACAGUCGGUUGGACCAAACACGUAAGCUGCAGGUAUUUCAUGCAUGGUCUAUGCAAAGAAGGAGAUAACUGUCGAUAUUCCCACGAUCUGACCAACAGCCAACCCGCAGCUAUGACUUGCAAGUUCUUUCAGAAGGGAAACUGUGUGUUUGGGGAUCGUUGCAGGUUUGAACACUGUAAACCAGAAAAGAACGAGGAGUUGCCAACACCACAGGUGCUGCCGCUGCCCUCUGUCUCGCUGCCCGGCUCGUCAGACCCAGAACCCAGUGGGCCAACACCUGGUUCAGGGGCACAAGACUGGGUCAACGCUGCUGAGUUUGUGCCAGGACAACCGUACUGUGGGCGGGCUGAGCCGGUGACGCCGGAGAGCUUCGUCCCUCUCAUUGAGGAGUUUGACAGUGAGGCAUCGCAGGACAAGAAAGAGCUGAGGAAGCAGCUCUGUCCCUACGCAGCCGUUGGAGAGUGCCGCUACGGAAUCAACUGUGCCUAUCUCCAUGGCGACGUGUGCGACUUGUGCGGCCUCCAAGUGCUCCACCCCACCGACAACGCCCAGCACUCUGCGCACACUAAGGCAUGCAUCGAGGCCCAUGAGAAGGACAUGGAGAUUUCAUUUGCCAUCCAACGCAGCAAAGACAUGAUGUGUGGUGUGUGUAUGGAGGUGGUGUUCGAGAAGGCCAACCCGAGCGAGCGCCGCUUUGGCAUCCUCUCCAACUGCAGCCAUUGCUACUGUCUAAAGUGCAUUCGCAAGUGGAGGAGUGCCAAGCAGUUUGAGAGCAAAAUCAUCAAGUCUUGCCCAGAGUGUCGGAUCACAUCCAACUUUGUCAUCCCAAGCGAGUACUGGGUGGAGGAUAAGGAGGACAAGCAGAAACUCAUCCAGAAAUACAAGGAUGGCAUGGGGAGUAAACCGUGUCGAUACUUUGACGAGGGUCGUGGAACGUGUCCUUUUGGCUCAAAUUGCUUCUAUAAGCACGUCUUUCCUGACGGGCGGCUGGAGGAUGCACAACCCCAGCGGAGACAGACCGGAUCAAACAGCAGGAGUCGGAACUCGAGGCGCACGCCGCUGUGGGACAUCUUCGACGAGCGGGAAAGCACCGACUCCUUCGACAACGAGGACGAGGAGAUGGUGACGUUUGAGCUGAGUGAGAUGCUUCUCAUGCUCCUCGCAGCAGGAACCGACGACGAGGUGACGGACUCAGAGGACGAGUGGGACUUGUUUCACGAGGAGCUGGACGAUUUCUAUGAGAUUUACCUAUAGCAGCCCCGCCCACCCACCCCCCCCACCUCCCCCCCUCCCCUUAUGUAUACUAGACACUAGAAUGGACUGUCUUGUGCGAGUGAUGGACAGUAGCUUUUUCCCCACCCCCUCUAUUGCGGCAGUGCUUUGAAGCAGGCCAUUAAUAAAUGAACUUUUAAAAGGAAAAAAAGAAGAAAAAAAAAGUCUAACAAGUGCGCUCGUGCUAAACAUUUUCUAGACAUCUAUCCUUGUCGGUCCAUCUUGUGCAAUUCGUGUUAAAAGGAAAAAAUGACAAAAAGAACUCAAUAUAAGAUUUAACAAAUUAUAACUUUCUUCAGAUAUUGCUAAUAAACAUUGUCAAGUUUAUUUUGUGGGUGUGGGUUUAACUUUUUAAUCAUCUACCCAGGUGUUAAUAUGUACUUCUGAGACUCUGAGGAUACACUCUUACUUACUCAGCACCAUUUACUGUAAUCGUGAUGGGCAUGUUGUAAGAUUUUACAUAUGCUUUUUUUUCCCCUUUAUUAAAGCUGCUGAUAUAUUG